CGGUUGUCUGAAAUGACCUGUAAUUUCAGAUCCGUCUCGGAACGGAAUUCCCCCUUUUUAUUUUGGGAAGAGACAGAAUUGUCGAGUUUUAUUUUAUUGCUUCACCUUCCCAGCUUUAUCUGUUCUUUCCUCGUCUCUCUCUCCUUGUCCCUUUCGAACCAGUCCAUUCGUUUUAUACCAACCAACCAACCACCCACCCGGCUUUCGCUUCUCCCCCAACUCCAGACUCCCCCAUUUUUUACAUAUUAUCAUCCUAUAAUAAUCAACCAAAAUGUCUGCCGAACAAGAUCAGAGGCCCAAGUCCGCCGCUUCCUCCAAGAAGUCCGAGGAUCAGCAACGAGGCCACCAACUGACCGACGACGGGCCCGUUGCCGCCGGUCACCAAGAUGCCUACCACCAACUCUCGGACGACCAACCUGAGGCUGGCGCUGCCGACGGCGAGCAAGAGCAGCAGCAAAAGGCCGACAAGCCCAAGAAGGAGAACCCCCUCAAGAAGUUCAUGGCCUCGCUCAAGUCUCUCAACUGCGCCGGCAAGCCAUCGGGCGACAAGAAGAGCAAGAAGAACGGCGCUUCUCAAGAAGGUGGAGAGGACGACGACGACAACAACACCCCCAACGCCAGGCCGGUGAGCCAGAGCUCGCUGGACAGCAAGAAGGUUGCUGCCGAGAAGAACGCGCCACAGAUUGAUGUCUCUCCUGCGGUGGAGGAUAGCCACCACCAGACGGGAGAGCACGAGGGCCACAAGGAGGACCACGGCAAGGAGGGUGAGGAGAAGGAGCAGGACAAUGAGAAGAUUGCUAGCCCAGUUGACGCGCACCCUCCUGCGUUGACGACUACUGCUAUCAGUGCUACGCCCCCGACUCUUUAGGUGCUGAAAAGUAUCCCUUGAGUCGUUGAACGGUGUUAUCUGUACCAGUCAGAACAUGAUACAGAAGACGGGGAAAGAAAAAAAAAGAAGGGAGACAAUAGACAAUAGACAAUAAGCUGCAUGGACGGGUGUUAAAAGGUCGGGUUGCACUUUGAACACACAGGCACAUAUACACACAUACACAAGCAACGGCAGAUGUUGGAGAGAGGGAGAUACACUGUACGAUUUUUGGACACGGAAACCCCGUUUCAGAGACUGCGGUGAGAGAGGGGAGGGGGAACGACGUCGGACGUGCACGCACGGGGAGUGG
Neurospora hispaniola is the source of this 1178-nucleotide messenger RNA. RefSeq lists its product as uncharacterized. Bases 272 to 868 code for a protein of 198 amino acids. Lineage: Eukaryota; Fungi; Ascomycota; Sordariomycetes; Sordariales; Sordariaceae. The transcript has 2 exons. The record is from RefSeq and is a predicted model, not a curated record.